Conger conger (European conger) is the source of this 1500-nucleotide messenger RNA. Its product is annotated as zinc-binding protein A33-like. Gene Ontology annotation, molecular function: protein binding; zinc ion binding. The transcript has 9 exons. The record is from RefSeq and is a predicted model, not a curated record. Lineage: Eukaryota; Metazoa; Chordata; Actinopteri; Anguilliformes; Congridae. The coding region runs from base 1 to 1500 and encodes 499 amino acids.
AUGGCAGAGAAAUCACUGCUCAAGUUCCUUUGCUGUCAUGUUUGUUCUGAAAUUUUCAAAGACCCUGUGUCGCUUCACUGCAACCACAGCUUCUGCAAAAUAUGCAUUCAUCGCUUCUGGGAGAAGAAAAAUACCAGAAACUGCCCCGUUUGUAACAGAAGAUCAUCUAUGCCUCAACCUGAUGUGAAUUUCAGCCUAAAGGUGCUCGCAGACUCGUUUGUACAGAGGAAGGAAUCAGGAGCAGGGUCUGGUGGAGCAAUGGAGAGGGUGACAAUGUGCAACAAACACACGGAGAGGCCCAGGUGGUUCUGCGUGGAUGAUAAGAUGGCUUUGUGUGCUCUCUGUGAAUCUCCUGAACAUCAUUCCACUCAUAAUAUAAUCUCUACAGAAGAGGCUGUGUCUGACCUGAAGGGAAAACUCAAAUCAAGCCUUAAACCCGUGCAGGAUCAACUGAUAAAGUGUCAAAAAUUCAAUACCCAAUAUGAAAAAAUUGUGCAAUGUACAAAGAAACAAGUGUUGGCAACAGAAAAACAGAUAAAGGCAGAGUUUGAGAAACUCCACCAGUUCCUGCGAGAGGAAGAGGAGGCCAGACUAGCUGCACUGAGGGAGGAAGAGAAGCUGAAGGGAAAGAUUAUAAUCGAAGAGCUAAAGAAGAUUCAGGACCAGAUCACUUCUCUCUCAGAUAGCAUCAGCAAUGUGGAACAGGAACUGAAAGAACAAGAUAUGCCAUUCUUUAAGACUAUGCACAGAAAAGUUAUCACCAUGAAUUCUGAUAUUCAUUUUAAAAUAACUGCCUUUUUGUCUUUUCAGAAGUACAGCCAGACGUCAGUGAGAGCCCAGUGCACACUGCGGGACCCAGAGCUGCUCUCAGGGGCACUGAUAAAUGUGGCCAAACACCUGGGCAACCUGAAGUUCAGAGUCUGCGAGAAGAUGCUGGGGAUGGUGCAGUACACACCUGUGACCUUGGACCCAAACUCUGCUCAUCCCAAACUUUCUUUGUCUGAUGAUCUAACCAGUGUGAGAUACGCGAAUGUUACGCUGCCACUUCCUGACAACCCAGAGAGGUUUAGCUACUGUGUGAACGUGUUGGGCUCAGAGGGCUUCACCUCAGGGAAACACAGCUGGGAGGUAGACGUGAAGGACAAACCUCAGUGGACCAUAGGAGUGGCUAAAGAGUCGAUCGGCAGGAAGGGACAGGUGACAUGCAGCCCAGCGAAGGGAUACUGGGUUCUGUUGCUGAGGGACGGCGAUCAGUGUUACUCAGCUUCUGGAACACUACUCACCCUUGAGAGGAAACCUCACAGGAUCAGAGUGGAGCUGGACUAUGACAGGGGGGAGGUGUCCUUCUUCGACCCCAGUGACAUGUCACACAUUUACACAUUUGUGGACACUUUUACAGAGAGGGUCUUUCCAUAUAUAUCUCCUUGUGGAAAUGAAGAUGGCAGACUUGCUGGGAGCCAGUACCAUGGCAACAAGGAGCAGGGUAAGAUCGUCUCCUGA